Messenger RNA from Miscanthus lutarioriparius, 849 nucleotides. The record is from the annotation of a GenBank genome assembly. Lineage: Eukaryota; Viridiplantae; Streptophyta; Magnoliopsida; Poales; Poaceae.
AUGGCCGGGCGCGGCGGGGUGGUGGCGGACCGCUGGGACGGCGUGGUGCCGGGGGACUGCGCGCCGUCCCCCGCGGUGCUCCGCCUCUCGCCCGACCUGCGGUGGGAGGAGGCCCACGAGCCGCUGCACGCCGGCAUCGACGCCGACCACCACGCCGUCGGGGUCGGCCCCGGGAUGGCGUUCGCCAACGCGCUGCUGCGGUCGGGCCACGCGGGGAGCCCCGUGGUGGGGCUCGUCCCCUGCGCUGUGGGGGGCACGCGGAUGGCCGAGUGGGGCAAGGGCACGGAGCUCUACGCCGAGAUGCUGCGCCGGGCCAGGGUCGCCGUCGAGACCGGGGGACGCAUCGGGGCGCUGCUGUGGUACCAGGGGGAGAGCGACACCGUCAGGUGGUCCGACGCCACCGAGUACGGGCGGCGGAUGGGCAUGCUCGUCCGCGACCUCCGCGCCGACCUCGGCAUCCCGCACCUCCUCGUCAUCCAGGUAGGGUUAGCAUCAGGCCUAGGACACUAUACUCAAGUCGUACGGGAUGCUCAGAAAGGGAUUAAACUUCGCAACGUCAGAUUCGUUGAUGCAAUGGGGUUGCCGUUGCAAGACGGCCAUCUGCAUCUAAGCACCCAAGCUCAAGUCCAGCUUGGACAUAUGUUGGCUCAAUCCUAUUUAAAUUAUGUUCUUGGUAAUGAUACCAUGAUAAUCAUUACGCUCUGGAAAGCCUGGAGGUAUGCAAUGGAAAAUAAUCUAGUUCAUGGAACUGAAUUGGGAACUGUAUCAUUGAAGUUGAGUGCUGGAUUAGAUAAGAGUGGCAUUACUUCUAGAGCGAUAUUAGCUGAGGGGACUGGAAUGGCCUGGUAA